CCCCGAGUGACCCGGACGUGCAACCGAGGCCCGUUGCCCUGACUGCAGCCUCUCCUUCCUGUAAGACCGGUUGAGGAAGUGAAUUUUUCGCUGACAGGGUUGGGUUCACUGAGGGAGAGGCGAACAAAAACAUCUUCCGCGGGGGGACCGAGGGAAAAAAAAAAAAAACCCAACAACAACAAAAAAAAAAAAGAAACCCCAAGAAGCAAGAGGAGCGGUCUGACAAAGCAUUCGAAGGCUAUAAGGCGUACAGUCACCGCUGAAAUCGCGCCCCCCUGUCCCGCUGACACCGCCGCAGACAUGAGUGAACAGCAACUGGACUGCGCCCUAGACCUGAUGAGGCGUCUGCCGCCUCAACAGAUCGAGAAGAACCUCAGUGACCUCAUUGACCUGGUACCGAGUCUGUGCGAGGACCUUCUCUCCUCUGUGGACCAGCCCCUGAAGAUUGCCCGGGACAAGGUGGUGGGAAAAGACUAUCUUCUCUGCGAUUACAAUCGGGAUGGUGACUCCUACAGGUCUCCGUGGAGUAAUAAAUAUGAUCCUCCCAUCGAAGACGGUGCCAUGCCUUCAGCUCGCUUGAGGAAACUGGAGGUCGAAGCCAAUAACGCCUUUGACCAGUACAGAGACCUGUACUUUGAGGGUGGUGUGUCAUCAGUAUACCUCUGGGAUUUGGACCACGGCUUCGCUGGUGUUAUUCUCAUCAAAAAGGCUGGAGAUGGCUCCAAAAAGAUCAAAGGGUGUUGGGACUCCAUCCAUGUGGUGGAGGUGCAGGAGAAGUCCAGCGGACGUACUGCUCACUACAAACUCACCUCCACCGUCAUGUUGUGGCUCCAGACGACCAAAAGCGACUCUGGUACCAUGAACCUGGGCGGCAGUCUCACAAGACAAAUGGAAAAAGACGAGACGGUCGGAGAGUCCUCGCCCCACAUUGCCAACAUCGGCCGCCUUGUUGAAGAUAUGGAGAACAAGAUUCGCUCCACACUGAAUGAAAUCUACUUUGGGAAGACUAAGGACAUUGUCAACGGACUUAGGAGCGUUACGUCUCUGGCCGACAAGUCAAAGCAGGAGGCUCUCCAAAGCGAACUGUUCAAGGCGCUCAAACUGAAAAACCAAAGCUAGAGAUGCUGCCGUUGUCGUCCGUCUCUCUCCCGUCGUCUCUUCCCUCGUUUCUUUCACUCUUCUCCCUCGCCACCUCCUGCACUCUCGGGAAGAGAAAAACGAAAACAAAAACACAAUUGAGGAAAUAAAAGAGA
This is a messenger RNA of Syngnathoides biaculeatus (alligator pipefish), 1253 nucleotides long. It is a transcript of the gene capzb, whose product is annotated as capping actin protein of muscle Z-line subunit beta. The transcript has 9 exons. Bases 301 to 1119 code for a protein of 272 amino acids. Gene Ontology annotation, biological process: regulation of lamellipodium assembly; negative regulation of filopodium assembly; actin cytoskeleton organization. Gene Ontology annotation, molecular function: actin filament binding. Gene Ontology annotation, cellular component: cytoplasm; F-actin capping protein complex. NCBI's taxonomy places the organism in Eukaryota, Metazoa, Chordata, Actinopteri, Syngnathiformes, Syngnathidae. The record is from RefSeq and is a predicted model, not a curated record.